GCGGCGCCCCCGGGGCCAAGGAGAACUGCUGCUGAAUAACGCGACGCGCGGCUCGUAAAAAAACCAUGGUCUUCUCCCGCUACACCGUCGGCAGUUCGGCCGUCACGGCGGCCGUCGUCAGCUACGCCUGGGCGACGCGCGAACAAUUUUAUCCUACCGUCGUUUAUCUAGUGACGAGCAAAUUAUGUGUGUUAGCCCUGGGCAACCAAGUGAUUGUACUCACACUGCUCGCGGGGCGGUCGGCCAAGGCCGUGUUUCUCGGGUCGUUACGGGAGGCCGAGGUCGAACUACUGCACGAGAACGCGCGCUACGCAGUCACGGAGACGUGUUUAGCAUUGACGGUGUUCCGGGAAGAGCUCACGACGAGGGUGUUUGCGCUCUUCACGGCUUUACUGUUUGCCAAGGUCUUCCACUGGCUCGCCCAUGCGAGAGUGGAGCACGUCGAGCACGCGCCGCAGACGUCCACCUUGCAGCACUGGCGGUUGGCUGCUUUAAUGUUCUGGUUGGGCGUCGUGGAUCUCGUCGCAUUAGGCGGCUGCGCGGCCAUGUGCCUGAAGCACGGUCCUUCUGUUUUACUGCUAUUCGGCUUUGAAUUUGCUAUUUUGGGAGCCGGCCUCGGCGCGGACGCGUGCAAGUAUUUACUAUAUGCGAUUGAGCAAAGACGCUACGAUGGCACCUGGCCCCCGAAGGCCCAGUACGCGUUUUUUGUGGACUUCAUUGCCGAAGUUUUGCGCUUCGCGGCCUAUGUCGUUUUCUUUUCUAUAGUGUUUGCCUACUACGGCGUACCGUUGCAUAUUGUAAGGGAGCUCUGGGCGUCGUAUGUGCAACUGCGACAGCGGCUCCAAGCCUUCAAGAAGUACCGAGCCUUAACGGCGAACAUGGACGAAAGGUUUCCCCCGGCUACUGAGGAAGAAAUACGGGAGGCGGGCGGCAUCUGCAUCAUCUGUCGCGACGACAUGAGCGAGGGGCGCCGGUUACCUUGCGGCCACGUCUUUCAUUUCGCGUGUCUGCGGCUGUGGCUCCAGCAGCAGCAGUCGUGCCCGACGUGCCGCCAGGACAUCCCCGUCGAGGCGCCGGCGCCGGCUCCGCAGCAGCCGCCGGCGCAGGAGCAGGCGCAGCCGCAGCCCGGCGCGGGGUGGGCCGCGCCUCGACAGCCGGAGGCCGCGCAACCAGGCGCCGGCGCCGUACAACAGCCGGCGGCCGCGCAACCGCAACCCACGCAGCGCCUCGAGGACGUGCUGGCGGCGGCGCUGCGGCGCCUCGAGCACAACUUGGCGGCGGAGGAGCCACAGGCGCCGUCCGGCGGCGCGCGCGUCUGGACGGCGCGCGCGGGCGGCGCUUCGGUGCGGGCGACGCGCGACGCGGCGGCGCCGCCGCUGCGGACGGUGCCCGCCGGCGAGCACGUGCUGGCCCUGCCGGACGACGGCGAGUAUCUGCGCGUCGGCGACGGCUUCAUUCUGAUGAGCGAGCUCGACCUGCUGUUGGACGAGACGGCGACGGCGUCCGCGGCCGCCGAGACCGGCGCGGCGUCGCCGCCGCGCUCACCGGCGCCUGUUGAGAGGGCCGAGGUCGCGCGGCUCCGCGCCGAGCGGUUCGCGCAGCCUCAACAACCAGACGUCGCCGCGGCGCUCGACGCGCUCCGCGAGCAGCUGGCCGCGGUGCAGCGGGACGUCGCGUGGCUCCGGGCGCGCGAGGAGGCGCGGAUGGAGUAAACUUCUUGUGAAUGCA
Molecule: messenger RNA, 1728 nt
Organism: Pelagomonas calceolata
Lineage: Eukaryota; Pelagophyceae; Pelagomonadales; Pelagomonadaceae
Source: the annotation of a GenBank genome assembly